GCCCUGCUGUUGUAGACGUUCUAGUACUAAGUGUACGUGCUGCCAGUGUGCUUCUAGGUUUGCGCAAUAACAUUAGUAAAAACCAAACUGCUUGUAACAUACUAAAUACGAUAUUCUGUAUCUCUUGUUCACAUACACUAUCCCAUGAAAACUUUGUACUUGAGGAUAAACUUUACAAAACAUGCUCUGAAUGCUUGAUCACUAAGAGAACUAUUAAAAGUGAUAGCAUCAAUAUUGAAAAUACUUCUAUAGAAAAAAUUUCUUUUAAAGAAAUUAGUGAUUAUAUAACUGAUAGCUUAGAGUAUAAUAAUAAACUUCAUAUUAAUUUUCAUGUUAUACAUAAAGAAAAAAUACUUAAUAUUGCUGAUAUGAAUGUUAAACUAAUGGCUAAAUUGAUUGUCAAUGAAAUUGAAGAGGCAGGUGGUUAUAAUUAG
Molecule: messenger RNA, 434 nt
Organism: Dentiscutata erythropus
Lineage: Eukaryota; Fungi; Glomeromycota; Glomeromycetes; Diversisporales; Gigasporaceae
Source: the annotation of a GenBank genome assembly